CAAUAAAAACAAUACAAAAUUAGACAUGGCGCGGCUACGUGAAAUUCCGCAAGUUUUACACUUAUUCCUUUAUUUCUCUGUUAUUUUGUGUUGUUUUUCAAAUGUAGUCAGUGCAAAUUAUGAAUUAAAUGAAGACAAUUGGAAGGAUAUCCUUGAAGGAGAAUGGAUGGUGGAAUUCUACGCCCCCUGGUGCCCGGCCUGCACGGCGCUGCAGCCGGCAUGGAAGGAGCUCUCGGCCCAGGCCAGCAAGAAGUCACUCCGCAUGAGGACCGCCGGGGUGGAUGUCACCACGUCUCCGGGGCUCAGCGGGAGAUUCGUUGUUACUGCUCUGCCUACGAUCUUCCACGUGAUAGACGGUGAAUUCCGCCAGUACAAAGGACCCCGUGAUACAGACUCCAUGCUCGGCUUCGUGCAGCAACAGCGGUGGAAACAGACGGAGCCGACGCCGGCGUGGAAGGCGCCAGACUCGCUGCAGAUGACGCUGGUGGCAGAGUUCUUCAAGCUGAGCCAGGCUUUGAGGGGUGUCCACAACAUGUUGAUGGAGCAGUACGGCCUGCCCACGUGGGGCUCGUAUCUCAUAUUUGCGGUGGCCACCAUCUUCAUAGGAGCUCUGCUUGGCUUGGUGCUAGUCUGCGUCAUAGAUCAGCUGUACCCUCCGAAGCGGCACUACGCGACCGACAAGCGAGCCACCGGAGAUACCAAGGAGAAGAGCGAUGAUGAUCAUGAGCUGCUGAACGAAGAUCUAGUGGACGACGCGGAGGCGACCAGCGACGGGGAGAAGAACUCGGCUAGCGACACCUCAGAAGACGAGCAACCUAAGCCAGCCGACACCAAGGCGGAGAGCGACCGUGACGACAAACCCGCCGAGGCGCGCAAGCGCAGGCCGCGGAAGGCCGACUAGACACACAGAUACACCACACUUAUGACAGCUCAUUAAAUUAAACAAAAGAACUAAAUCAUAAAGGGGUUAUUUUUCAGUCAGAUUAAAGUUAUAAGAGGAGUAAUUAUGAUGCUGUCGCAUCUGAAUGUUUGUAUUUAGACAGUGACAGCAACAAUUGGUUUCCUCAGGUAACAUUUAUCUGACGA
Molecule: messenger RNA, 1086 nt
Organism: Plutella xylostella (diamondback moth)
Lineage: Eukaryota; Metazoa; Arthropoda; Insecta; Lepidoptera; Plutellidae
Product: thioredoxin-related transmembrane protein 1
Cellular component (GO): endomembrane system
Molecular function (GO): disulfide oxidoreductase activity
Source: RefSeq, a predicted model, not a curated record